This is a messenger RNA of Serpula lacrymans var. lacrymans S7.9, 299 nucleotides long. RefSeq lists its product as uncharacterized. The record is from RefSeq and is a predicted model, not a curated record. NCBI's taxonomy places the organism in Eukaryota, Fungi, Basidiomycota, Agaricomycetes, Boletales, Serpulaceae. The annotation marks the transcript as partial. The transcript has a single exon.
GACACCCAAACCCACUAUGAUUGGGAAAAUCGACGACUUUGAUGGGACCCCAGACAAGGCCCAAAGAUGGAUAUCAUCCACUGACUUACACUUUGACGUCAACGACACCAUUUAUACCUCUGACAAGAAAAAGGUGUACGUGGCUCUCAGCUACAUGAAGGACAGAACCACCGCCUCAUGGAGUGAAGCCAAGAUGACCGAAUACAAAGACAAAAACGCCUACCCCACAUGGGCAGAUUUUAUGAAAACAUUCACAGCUAGUUUCAGAACAGCAAAUGUCAAAGGAACGGCUUCGGCCG